UUUAUGGCCACACUAAACCCGACUCCAGCUGUGCGGAUCAAAAAAUUAUAAUCAGAAUCAGUAUUAUAAACGCACAUUAUCCCCCAAGCCAAGCGAUCGAAAUCAAAAGAUAAACCACUGCAUUUAGGCUACUCAACAGGGAAACAAUAACAAGUAAAUUUCCAGCGGAAAAAAGCUAAAAGAAAACUAUUGCGGCAAUAGGUUACUUACCCAUUGGUAAGUAAAUAUAAUUGCUGCAAUGAUAUCGUGAAUUCGCAGGCCUAUCAAAUUUGAGAUUUGAAUCAACUCUUUAUCACUUACCCCAGAAAGCAGAAGCCAAAAACGUCGCAAAAAUGAAACCGAAAAGCUGGCGGCAUAAGCGUAAAUAGUUAUUUGCCCAUUGAUAACCAAAGGAGAUAGACAUUACCUUUUGAGAGUCGGAAAAAUUUAAACAUAAUCCGUUUGGCAAGCAUUCGAAAAUCAGGCGGAAAAUCAUGCUGGGUCGCACCCAAAAACUGCUGCUGGGCAUAUCCAUACUGAUACUAGUCGAUGUGGUUUGGGUCUCCUCCAGCGAGUUGACCAAGUUUCUGUACAAUGAGGCCAACUUUGAGAAGCCCUUCUUCUGCACUUACUUCAAAACCUCCAUGUUCAGCAUUUAUCUGCUCGUCAUUGGCAUCCUGGCGCCUUGGAAAGAGUCCUGCGAGCGUCAAAAUGGAAACUAUGCUAUGAUGGAGCAGAAUGCUGAUGACGAGAACUACUACUCCAAUCAGGCUGUUUUGGGAGACCCCACCUACGUGCCCAUCAGAUCGCCUCAUCAGGGAGCCCCAUCUCCUGGCAAUGGCACCUCCAAUUCGCUGUCCGGCACCGAAAGCGAUGACUCCAGUGUGCGGAGUGUGCGCUUCAGUAAGAUGGCUGAGGUCAGGGAGAUGUCCGCCCAUGAGGCCACCGAUGCCUUGAUGGCCCGGCUCUCGUAUGCGGCCAGUUUGAGGAUUAGGCGGCAGAAGACCCACCACAAGACGGCCAAGACGGCGCUGCUCUUCUGCCUGCUCUGGUUCGUGGCCAACUACUUCUUCCAGUUGGCCCUGGAAAUGGACGAGACGGCCAUGAUAACGCUGGUGAGCUCAACGUCGUCGUUCUUCACUAUCUGCCUGUCGGCUGUGUUUCCCUCGGCAAUGGGCGAUAAGCUAACCAUCACCAAGGUGAUUGCCGUGGCCAUGAACAUUGGCGGCGUGGUGGCCAUCACCAUCAACGAUCUCCACGACACGAAGAUGACGCGGGGCGUCCUUUUGGCCCUGUUCAGUGCGUUCUUCUAUGCCGCCUAUCUGGUUUUUGUGAAGCGAAAAAGCGAUACGGAGGAAAAGGUCGAUAUACCUUUGUUUUUUGGUUUCGUUGGUCUCUGGAAUCUGCUGCUAUUGUGGCCCAUUUUCUUUAUUCUGCACUUCACCAAGAUCGAGACCUUUGAGCUGCCCAGUCAGGGUCAGUUUGCCCUGCUGUUCCUGAACGGUUUGAUUGGCACUGUGCUGGCCGAGGCGCUGUGGCUCUGGGGCUGCUUUCUCACCUCCUCGCUGAUUGGCACACUGGCCAUGUCGCUGCAGAUUCCGCUGGCCAUCAUGUUCGACGUCCUGCUGAAGAACAAGCCCUAUUCGCCGAUGUUCUACAUGGGUUCACUGCCCAUUUUCGUGGCCCUCAUACUCGUAUCGCUGCUGAUGCGAAACGACGAUUCCGAUCCGCUAAUGAAGCUGUUCAGGAUUGUGUAUAGAAAACUCUGCCGUUGCCAUAAGCCAAGUAUUGUGAGGGUCAACGAUGACGAGCAGCAGGAGUCGCUGAUUAGCAACAGCGAUUAAGCGGAGGCUUUUUUUUUGUGAAAAUCGCGCUUCACACACUUUGAAUGUUGCUCAUUGCAAUGCAAUCUAAAAACUUGGCUGUUCACGAGUUCGUUUCGAAUCGUUCUUUAAUCUAUAGGGACAAGUCUUGCACAAUUCCCACUCGGCCCCGAUUUGUGUUUCUCAUUUGUGCAUUUUCCGUUGGAUAUUACUAUGUUGCGAUCUUACGUACAACUAUUUAUUAUAACCUUACAAGUGUAUUCUCUGUAAAUAGCUUUAGCCAACCACGAAUACCGUUUAUCUAUGUGAUAGUCUACAAACGUUUUGCUGAAGUCCACCUAUAAUUUAUUGUAUUUUCUCGGUACUCACACUGCGCUUAGCUGUAUAAUUGUUGACUUCUCAAUACAAGAUGGAUAUAAGAAGACACAUACACAUAUUGAUAACUAAUAACAAUAAAUAAAACUUGUCUACCGUAA
Molecule: messenger RNA, 2278 nt
Organism: Drosophila elegans
Lineage: Eukaryota; Metazoa; Arthropoda; Insecta; Diptera; Drosophilidae
Product: solute carrier family 35 member F5
Exons: 7
Coding region: 474-1823 (449 amino acids)
Biological process (GO): regulation of peptide transport
Cellular component (GO): membrane
Source: RefSeq, a predicted model, not a curated record